Molecule: messenger RNA, 519 nt
Organism: Arachis duranensis
Lineage: Eukaryota; Viridiplantae; Streptophyta; Magnoliopsida; Fabales; Fabaceae
Product: heat shock 70 kDa protein-like
Exons: 2
Coding region: 1-519 (172 amino acids)
Biological process (GO): protein refolding; cellular response to unfolded protein
Cellular component (GO): cytoplasm
Molecular function (GO): ATP-dependent protein folding chaperone; ATP binding; ATP hydrolysis activity
Source: RefSeq, a predicted model, not a curated record
AUGAAGCCUCGCCGCGCCUGGCCGUCGUCGUGGCGACUCACCGUCGCCCUCGCAGCAUCGCGACUCCCCCUCGCCAGCGCCGCCCCUUUCCUCCCUCUCCAACGACCAUUUCAAAGACCAGUGGCGGCAGUGAUUCUAGGUUUUGGCGACAAGCCCAUGAUCGUGGUGAACUACAAGGGAAAGAAAAAGCAAUUCUCCGCUGAGGAAAUCUCCUUCAUGGUUCUCAUGAAGAUGAAGGAGAUUGCAGAAGCUUACUUAGGCUCCACCAUCAAGAAUGUCGUGGUCACUGUCCUUGCUUACUUCAAUGACUCCCAACGUCAAGCUACAAAAGAUGUCGACAUCAUCUCUGGCCUCAAUGUCAUGCAUAUCAUCAAUGAGCCUACUGCUGCUGCCAUUGCUUAUGGCCUCGACAAGAAAGCUGGAAGCAGCAGCGAGAAGAAUGUUUUAAUCUGGUGUUGUAGUGGGUUCAGAUUAAAGAGUGGUGUGGUAGUGGUGAUGACUGAUGAUGCAGGGGAUUAG